UCGGUGAAUCACUCCCUUCUUCGCCCCCGGGCCCCCUUCCCGGCCAAACGGCGGGCUAGACGGCUGGGUGUGCAGUGUCCUCGAACUUGCGAGAAAGCGAGCAGAUCAUCGGCGCCCCUAGGGAUUCUGGCCCACGCGAUGGCGGAUUCCGACCGCUUCUCGGCUCCCGGCUGCUGGGCCGCCUGCACCAACUUCGCGAGAAACCUCAAGGGAAUUCUUCUGCUUGCUGAGAUUAUAUUGUGCCUGGUGAUUCUGAUCUGCUUUAUUGCCUCCACACCGGCAUACUCCUCUUUGUCAGUGUUUGAGAUGAUCUUUGCUGCUGUCUUCUUUGUCAUCUACAUGUGUGACCUGAACACCAGGAUAAAGAUCAUCAACUGGCCUUGGAGUGAUUUCUUCCGAGCCCUCAUAGCAGCCAUUCUCUACCUGGUCAUCUCCAUUAUUGUCCUCGUUGAGAAAGGAAACCACUCCAAAAUCAUCGCAGGGGUGAUGGGCCUAAUCGCUGGGUGCCUCUUUGGCUUUGAUGCCUAUAUCACCUUCCCCUUGAGGCAGCAAAGACAUACAGCAGCCCCUACUGACCCUGCAGAUGGCCCGGUGUAGGUGAAUUCCCUUCAUGCCUCUCUGCAACCUUCAAAUAAGACUUCCAUUGAAAUGACUCCUCCCCAACCCUACAAACACUUCUAGCCAUUUUCCCAGCCCCCCACUGAGGUAAAAGUGCCUUUAUCGGAAUUUGUCCUCCAGCCUGCCAAUCAACCCUCCUGGGUGUGGCCACUUUUAGGGCUGUGUCUAGGUCCCCCUUCUCAAGUUUGCAAAAGCAGACACCAGUUCUGCCUGGACUAUGCCCCCACCUAAGCCACAAAAUGAGGAAGAAGUGUGCCUCGGAUUUCACACUCCAGCCCCUAGGCUGUGGGCCAUUCCAAAUAACCUCAGUGUGGAG
Pteronotus mesoamericanus is the source of this 934-nucleotide messenger RNA. It is a transcript of the gene PLP2, whose product is annotated as proteolipid protein 2. Lineage: Eukaryota; Metazoa; Chordata; Mammalia; Chiroptera; Mormoopidae. The coding region runs from base 139 to 597 and encodes 152 amino acids. Gene Ontology annotation, cellular component: membrane. The record is from RefSeq and is a predicted model, not a curated record. The transcript is spliced from 5 exons.